ACACUAAAACUCCCAGCUGCCAUGGUUCGCCUGACUGUAGAUCUGAUAGGCAGAUCGAAUAAGGGACUUAAAUCCAGUAGAAAUGUUUCCAUCCAACAUUAUCUCAAGAAAUUAACACAUCUCAACUUUUCAAACAGAAACAUCGAUGAUAUUGAUGACAUUUCCAUAUGCAGAAACCUCACAGUUCUAUACUUGUAUGACAAUCAAAUUACACGCAUCUGCAAUCUGAAUUUUGCUUCCAAUCUUAAACACCUGUACCUGCAAAACAACAAGAUCACUCACAUAGAGAAUUUAUCCUGUUUGCAGCAGCUCUCCAAACUGUUCCUGGGGGGCAACAGCAUUACGCUGGUCGAAGGGUUGGAACAAUUGAGAGAGCUGAAGGAGCUGCACAUCCAAGGGCAGAGACUCCCACCAGGAGAGAAGCUACUCUUUGACCCUCGCACAGUCUGUAGCCUGUCGGGGUCGCUAUGUGUUUUGAAUAUUAACAACAACAACAUUGAUGAGAUACUGGAUCUGACCGUUCUUAACAAACUGACACAUUUAUAUGCCGCAGACAAUCAGCUAGCGGACAUACAGGAAUUGGAGACAGUGUUUAGCCAGUGGCCUCAGUUGCAACGAAUGGAUUUAUGUGGAAAUCCUGUCUGUCAUAAACCCAAAUACAGAGACAGACUAAUUACCAUUUGCACAAGGCUGGAGGAACUUGAUGGGAAGGGCAUCACUGAAAUGUCCAGGCAGUUCUUAAUCAACUGGAAAGCCUCAAAAGAUGCCAGGAAGAGAAUAACAGAUGGUAGAAAAACGACAGGACAAAUCACAUAUCCCUUUUCUGCUGACUUUCGCUUAGGCCCCCAACAUUCCUUUGCCUAUAACUCUGCUGGCUUUCUGGGGAAGAGGAAGCCGCUUUGGACUGGGAGACCCACCAUAAAAAUGAGGUCAGGCGCAGUGCGGACAGACUGCGGAGGCGUAAGGAGAAUGGAGAAUCACGAAGAGCCCCUGAGUGAGGGACUAAUUACAGAUGUUCAAGAGACGACAGUUCAGAGUCAUACACCUCUCUGAGCAAUCGUCUAGAAGAAACUUUGUGGACCUCUUAGACAUUUCCCAUGGCCUGCACCCCGCAUACAGACAGUUCAUCACGAGUGCAUGUGGAAUGGAUCGGAGUGCUCACAAAAAGAUCAAGUCCACAGUAAUUGUCUGUCACAAUGUCAUAAUGCCAGAUUCAGAGCUGUAGCACACUGACACUCUGAGUCUUGCCUUUCACUUACACACUGCCUCUGUCUUCAAUCGGUUUAUUGACAGCAGUUGGAUUAAAUGAUGCCUGUAAGAAGUUGAGCUUUAUCGUAAGGGCUGUUUUUGUGUUUUUGAUAUUUUAUUUUAUGAGUUGACUAUUUGUUGAACAUAAGGACUUAAGCAAGCCAGUGUGUGAAUUAAAAUAUAUUAUUCAUUCUUUUCUCUGUGCUUUGUCUUUAAGUGGAACUUA
Messenger RNA from Tachysurus vachellii, 1474 nucleotides. It is a transcript of the gene ppp1r42, whose product is annotated as protein phosphatase 1, regulatory subunit 42. The transcript is spliced from 8 exons. NCBI's taxonomy places the organism in Eukaryota, Metazoa, Chordata, Actinopteri, Siluriformes, Bagridae. Bases 22 to 1053 code for a protein of 343 amino acids. Gene Ontology annotation, molecular function: protein binding. The record is from RefSeq and is a predicted model, not a curated record.